Molecule: messenger RNA, 3051 nt
Organism: Liolophura sinensis
Lineage: Eukaryota; Metazoa; Mollusca; Polyplacophora; Chitonida; Chitonidae
Exons: 2
Coding region: 96-1643 (515 amino acids)
Biological process (GO): intracellular signal transduction; phosphatidylinositol phosphate biosynthetic process
Cellular component (GO): phosphatidylinositol 3-kinase complex
Molecular function (GO): 1-phosphatidylinositol-3-kinase regulator activity
Source: RefSeq, a predicted model, not a curated record
CGGGAAAUAAUUUAUCGAGGAUGGGAAGCUGGUGUUGUGUGAGACUUAAAUCAUGUGUAAUUUCCGCGGACGUGUAGUCUAAAUCGUGUCUCAAGAUGGCCACCAGUGUCUGUCAGGACAGUAUUUGUGUGGAAGCAGAAGAGAGCAGCUCAGCUCCAGCGGUGAGCACACAAGAUGAUGAGGCCAUGAUUCUGCCAGCAUCCAGUCGGCUGAGAAUGCAUCGGUCAGCUGUACGGCCAUUCUUCUGCUGUGGGAGUGAGUUGUCUCUGGUCAGUAUCACUGAUCAGGAUGAGCUCCCCUGUCAGGAUAAACCCACAGUGAGCAGUAGCUGCCCAGAACCAGAUCUACAGACUAAUGGAUUAAGCGCAUGUGCAGAGGUUUUGCUGUCCAGUCACAGCGAUGAAGGCAGUUUCCCUGAGGGCAAGUCAAGUAGGGACCGCUCCCUGCGGAAGAAAUCUGUUGAAGGCUUCUCUCGAAAAAUGGCUCGUAAGUCAUGGGCAGUUAAACUGAGAGGGAAACUACCAAAACGCCUGAAGAAUGGAGAGGACCACGGGAACUUAGCGGCAUCCGGGUCAGGGAUGGAAGUUAGCUGCACAUGUACAGCGUACAGACAAACUGAUGGACAACCAGUACUGUAUUGUUACGGGGCAGCAUCCUCAGAUAAUGGACCUCUACCUAUACCAACAACAUUUGGAGGACUGGACACUGAUCAACCCACAAAAUCAAAAGGUACCAAAGGUAAAGGGCGGGCAAAGCCAAAGGCACACAAUGGUGCAGGUCAAACGGGCGUUUCCGCAUCCACCAUGUUUAAGGCUUGGAUUGGCGUUGAUACAUCAGAUGCUGAAUCUGUGGAUGACAUGAGUCUUGUACAAUGCAAAGAACAAGGUGCUGUGGAUAAGUCACGCAGAGUAAGUCUGGACUCAAAAAACCUGCUUUAUUCCUGCAACGGUGGGACGCUUUUCACCCCUGCUUUUCAGAAACAAUGUACAAUAUCUGGUCCAUGGCCCCAGUCUGUGGGAGCUGGGGUAGGGGAGAGCAGCGUUGAUGCCUCAGAGGAGGAGAAUCAGUAUUCUGACGUGGCCAGUCUAGGUCCUCGUGCACCAUAUGUGUCUGUACACUCACAGGUGGACUAUGUUCAUUGUUUGGUUCCAGACUUGGCGUGUAUCACUAACUGUAGUUUUUACUGGGGUGUUAUGGACAGAUACGAGGCAGAAAAGCUGCUAGAGAACAAACCUGAGGGUACUUUUCUGCUGAGGGACAGCGCCCAGGAUGAAUUCCUCUUCUCUGUCAGCUUCCGGCGUUAUGGUCGCUCGUUACAUGCCCGGGUAGAACAGUUUAACCACAAGUUCAGUUUCGACUCACAUGACCCAGGUGUUUUUGCCACAGACACCGUUUGCGGUUUGAUCGAACACUACAAGGACCCAAGCUGCUGCCUGUUCUUUGAACCCAUGCUUACUCUGCCACUGAACAGGUCCUUUCCCUUCAGCUUACAGCACUUGUGUCGAUCUAUUAUCGUGAGUGCCAACACAUAUGACGGCAUCACUCAGUUACCUUUACCUAAUUCCCUACAGGGUUAUCUACGGUAUUAUCAUUACAAGCACAAGGUCCGGGUGCGAAGUCUGGAAACUCAGUGUUGUUGGUAACCCACAGUGUUGUCAUUGAUGGUAGCUUUCUCCAGGGACCAAGUCUGACAUCAACAUAUCUUCAUGCUUUCAGAUCACACUAGUUCCUGAGAGUGGCAAACUUAAGGACACAAAUGUGCACUUAUGAGGGUCUAGUACAAAACAAAGUUUCACUCCAGGUCUUUUUAGUAAGCAUAUAUGCAAAUUUUCACAAAAAUUCCUGCUAUAAGCUUUCAAAAUUAAUGAUUGAAAUUCUUGUUAGGUACGAGAUCUUGAUCAUUCAUUCUCUAAGCAAGCAAUUCCAGUGCAAAUAGUCAUAGAGUGCUAUUAUUUUUGUGACAGUUUUCAUUUUAUCAUUUAAAUUUAGUAUAUCUACUAGAAAAAAAGGUUUUUGUGGAGAUUUUACUUUUAAUUUAAUUUUAAGCAUAUCUGUGCAAAAGUACAAGGUUCAAUAUGCCCUUUGGUAGUCAGCAUGAGUUUGGUUUAUAUAUUUUAAAUUAUUUUUACUGUUAUAUAUGUUCUUAAUUGUCUGAAUUGCUUGCCUACAUUCUAAAUUAUAGCCCACUAUUAAAUCGACAUUCAAAUACAGCGCAUCAUUGUGUAUAGUACAUGUUUUUAUUUAUUUGGCUGGUGCUUUACACUGUACUCAAGAAUAUUUCACAUCUGUGAUGAGAACUAGCAUUACUGUGGAAGGAAACCGAGCAGAGACUGAGGAAACCCGCAACAAUGAGCAGAUGGAUAGCAGACACUUGACCAUUAUGUGUGUUUAUGUACUAGGCAAGAAGUAAGCGCCAGUAACCACUUAAAUGUGAUAUCCAGUAACUUUGUGUUCAAAUCUUAGAUUUGAGGACCUCUUACAUCAGGUUGUGACAUCUUACUUCAUGUUUUUCUGUUGUUUAAUACCAUUAUAUAUACAAGACAAAAACCAUUAAAACAUGGUUCACAAGAAAAGUCUGUAGAAAGUACAUGUACAUGUACUAAGUACACAAAAAGGGUUUACAGGAAAAAAAAUAUCAAUUUUGCAAGUAGUGGAUGUGAAUAAACGCACUCUUUGUCCUAUUUUAUGGCAUUUAUUUGAGUGUAAGUCUGAUGAAGUAGAUGGCUUGAAGUGUGGUACCUGUUUCAGGACUUAUUGUAUUUGGUAGGAUCACGCUGAUUUGAUGUACCAUACCUUUAAAUAUUGACUGAAUAGUUUUUUUCCUUCUUUUCCUGUCUAUGUAUAAUGUAAGUAUCUUGUAAGGAUGUAAGGAUUGUGCAUAAAUGUAUAUCACAAAAGGCUGAUUGAAACAAAAAAGUCUGAUGUGUGGCACAGGCAGUAUACAAUUGUGUUAUGUCACAAAACAGCUUGUGACUCAGUUUGUAUUCAGAACCAAAGAUAAAGCAUGGGUUAUGUCAACUUACCAGUAUAGCAGGUCAUUACUCCAUGUAG